Molecule: messenger RNA, 681 nt
Organism: Colletotrichum navitas
Lineage: Eukaryota; Fungi; Ascomycota; Sordariomycetes; Glomerellales; Glomerellaceae
Exons: 1
Coding region: 1-681 (226 amino acids)
Source: RefSeq, a predicted model, not a curated record
AUGGCAGACAAGACGAGCACAAGGGACGACGAUGUGGCUCGCGGUUUCGUUGAUGAGGACUUCCCGCAAGAUGAGGACAAGAAGCCAUCUCCCUCCUUCAUUCCGCUUCCACUGCCCCAGCUCACCGACGAGCCCCAGACCCUCCCCGACUGCUGUCUGAGCCUCUCCUUCCCUCUACUCCGGGAGCUUCACGGCCGCCUUCCGCCCGCGCCGCACCUCACUCUUUCGAUCGGCAGCGGCACCGGCCUCGUCGAGGGCCUCCUGCAUGCCCUCGCGUCGUCGUCGUCGUCGCCACCGCACGCGACGCUCAAUCUCGUCAGUGUCGAGGUCGCGCCCAGCCCGAACCGGUAUCACGCGGCUCACCGCACCGUCCCGGGCACCUGGGCGCUCGACCCGUUGGCGGGGGAGGCGCGGGCGUGGGUGUUUGUGUACCCGAAGCAGGUGGCCCUGGUGCGCGAGUACAUGGCCGCGUUCUCAGGGGAAGAGGGGUGCGCGGUGGAGACGGUGGUAUACAUCGGGCCGCGGCGGGACUGGGACGAUUUCCGGGCCGCGUUCGAGGGGUUCGCGAGAGACGUCGAGGUCUGGGACGAGGAGAAGAUGGAGGCGGUCGGGGGCAGGGCGUGGGAGUGCGUUGCUAUUGUGAGGCCGGAGAAGCGCAGGAGGUCUUCUCCGGAUUCGUAA